CAAUGAAUGGCAGGAUUAAGAUAAAAAGAAAAUAAGUAAUUUGUCUUGUAAUAUGUAUGAAUGAGCUAAGUGGAAAGUGAAAACGUGCCUCUUUACUAACGAAACCAAAGCAUGAAGAUGAAGAAGAAGAUGAAUUGCUACUGGUGGCAUGCCCUGAUAAUGAGUGGUUGUGUGUUGGGCUUGUGCGUGGGCAUAGGAGGUUGUGUAUGUGUGGUGGAGAACGAGAAUGGAAGAAUCAUCAUUGAUAUUAGUCACAGGUACCAGCCUGAUAUGCCUGCCUGGGAAUCCAAGGAUAGCCUUGGGCAGUUUUUGUGGCUUACAAGAAGCAUGGCCAAUGGUUCUCUGGCUAACUUCUCCCAAUUCAAGCUCCCCGCUCACAGCGGCACCCAUGUCGAUGCUCCCGGACAUGUUUUCGAUCACUAUUUCCAUUCUGGCUUUGAUGUCGACUCUCUCGAUUUACUACUCCUUAAUGGCCCUGCACUAUUAGUUGAUGUUCCAAGAGAUACAAACAUCAGUGCUGGUGUUAUGAAGUCAUUGAAUAUUCCGAGGGGCGUACGUCGUGUGCUCUUCCGAACAUUAAAUACUUACAGGCGGCUUAUGUAUCAGAAGGAAUUUGACACAAGCUAUGUGGGAUUCACAGAAGAUGGAGCAAAUUGGCUAGUGGAGAACACUGACAUUAAGCUUGUGGGAAUAGAUUAUCUAUCUGUUGCUGCUUACGACCACUUGAUUCCAGCUCACCUUGUUUUUCUGAAAGGCAGGGAAAUCAUUCUCGUGGAAGGCCUGAAGCUUGAUGAUGUGGCAGCAGGAAUAUAUACGGUCCAUUGCUUACCUCUUAGGUUGGCUGGUGCUGAGGGAUCACCCAUAAGAUGCAUUCUCAUCAAAUAAUAAGUCAACAGCUAGCAGUCCAAAUGCCGACACGACAUGCAGCAGUGGUUUAUGCUUGGAAAUGGGUCUUAAUUACGAGCAUAAGGUUGAGUUUCAAUGUAGUUUUCUUAAAUACGAAUAAGUUGGAAAAAUAAAUAUAAAGUGGUGUCCCGUGUCCAUUUGGAGCAAGGUAUCAUAAAUGCUUAGCAAAGUGCAUAAACGCUCCUACAAAUCAUUUCAGAAAUAAAGCAGUAUGGAUAUUGGAUGAUAUAUAAAGUACUAUGUAAUAUGCAGUGAAGGUAUAACAAAUGUCAAAUAGCAAUUAUUCUUACGUACUUUUAAAUACACUAUAUGGAUGGAUGUUUGGAAUUAUUAUUUUUUAAGAAGGAUGUUUGGAAUUGUUUAAAUAAUAACAAUGUGUGUGGUUUCUAA
This is a messenger RNA of Glycine soja, 1296 nucleotides long. RefSeq names its product cyclase-like protein 2. Gene Ontology annotation, molecular function: arylformamidase activity. The coding region runs from base 112 to 885 and encodes 257 amino acids. The transcript is spliced from 7 exons. NCBI's taxonomy places the organism in Eukaryota, Viridiplantae, Streptophyta, Magnoliopsida, Fabales, Fabaceae. The record is from RefSeq and is a predicted model, not a curated record.